GAAUUAACUGGGGGUGGUUCUCUGGCCUGUGGUACCCAGGAGCUCGGCCUUCUUCCCUCCUGGCCUGGGAAUCUACCAAUGUCUGCCAUGACUUCUUGGAAUCCGUCUUCUCACUCUGGUGCCACCCAGGGGACAGGAAUACAAAGUGGGCAGUGGGGGCCGGGGGCUCAGCCAGAGCCGGGCCGCCCGGUGCAGCUGGUGCGUCUGGACGAGGGAGGGAACUUGACCCUGGACGAGGAGGCCCUGAGCCGCUGCCUGGAGCAGGGUGAGGUGGGAAACUCCCCCGUCUGCCUGGUGUCCAUCACCGGGGAGCAGCGCCAGGGAAAAUCCUUCCUGCUGAACUGCCUGCUGCGCCGGCUCCACAACCUGGAGGCUGCGGGUGCGUCAUGGAUGGACCGAGAGGACCAGGUUCUGAGGCAGUUUGAGUGUGACAAUGGGAUGGCGAACGUGACGAAGGGGGUGUGGAUGUGGGACCAGCCCCUCUGGGUCCAGGCCCCGGGAAGGAGGGUGGCCGUGUUCCUGGUGGAUACCGAGGGCUCCCUGGACCUGCAGCGCCGCAUGGAGACCAGCAUCAAGCUCUCUGUGUUCAGCAUAAUGCUCAGCUCCUACUGGAUUUUUAACAUUUCCCGCAGAUUUAAGAGGACGGAGGCAGAUUAUUUGGAGCAGCCAGCGUCGCUGACCCCGGGGGCGGCUGGAGCCACGGCUGGUGGGCUGCCCUGGGGACGGCCCGAGCAGCAGCCGAUGGGGGCGGACCCCGGGGGCCCCACAGAGCAGCAGUGCUCUGGAGGCCCCCCCAG
Caretta caretta (loggerhead turtle) is the source of this 797-nucleotide messenger RNA. The record is from RefSeq and is a predicted model, not a curated record. NCBI's taxonomy places the organism in Eukaryota, Metazoa, Chordata, Testudines, Cheloniidae.